Molecule: messenger RNA, 327 nt
Organism: Sclerotinia sclerotiorum 1980 UF-70
Lineage: Eukaryota; Fungi; Ascomycota; Leotiomycetes; Helotiales; Sclerotiniaceae
Exons: 2
Coding region: 1-327 (108 amino acids)
Source: RefSeq, a predicted model, not a curated record
AUGGAUGGCGAGUUGUUGUUAGGAUGGUUUAUAUGGAGGAGCUUUGGUAUUGGUAGGGUGAGUUAUGUGGGUGAUGAUCUUGGGUGGGUGGGCUUGGACUUGGAGAUGGUAAGGUUGGAGGGUUCUGAGGUUUAUGAUCAAUCAAUCUUAAGUCUUCUGAUAUACAUAAUCUACAUGAAGAAGAGACUCGAGAUCGGUGGUAGAAGUUCAUCCAUGAUAGUAACAUUAAACGGUAAGAAAUCUGUAAUUCUUCGAAAAGACCAUGUAGGAUCGACCAACAACACCGAAGUGGACAAUGAAUCAAGGUAUUGGACAAGCGCGUCAUGA